This is a messenger RNA of Plasmodium gallinaceum, 2427 nucleotides long. Its product is annotated as conserved Plasmodium protein, unknown function. The record is from RefSeq and is a predicted model, not a curated record. The coding region runs from base 1 to 2427 and encodes 808 amino acids. The transcript is spliced from 2 exons. Gene Ontology annotation, biological process: nuclear envelope organization. Lineage: Eukaryota; Apicomplexa; Aconoidasida; Haemosporida; Plasmodiidae. Gene Ontology annotation, cellular component: nuclear envelope. Gene Ontology annotation, molecular function: protein-membrane adaptor activity.
AUGUCUAUAAAAAUUUAUAGCAAAAAAGAUAAGAACUUCAUGAAUGAAAACAAAAGUGAUAUAGAUAAUGCAUUUGAAGAUAAAUGUGAUAAAAAUAAUAGCAGUAAAGAAAACGAUGAAAAGAAUACGUUAAUACAAGUUUUAUAUAGUUAUGAAGAUUUUCAAAAAAAAAAUAUGAACUAUGGAAAAACUAACCCAUAUAAAAAAAAAGAAACUCAGCUAAGUAAAGUAAAAAAAACUAUAGUAAAAUUAUUUUCUAGUAGCGAAAUAGGAAUUCAAGAAAAUAAUAAAAAUAAAAAAGUAGAUAAUUUAAAAUUUUUAACUAGUAGAGCGGCUAUGUGGAAUGAAGUUGAAAAAAAUGAAGAUCCUGAUUAUAACUUAAAAUUAGAAAGUUCAGCAAAAAAAUCACUAAUAGAUAUAAUUCUAAAUUAUGUAAACUUAUUAAUAAAUGAUACUUUAAAUGAUAAAAAAGGUAUGACAUAUUUAGCUAGUUUUAUGAUUGUUUUAUCUAUUAUAAUAACAUGCUUAUCUGGUUUUAUUACUGUAUUUAACAGCACAUCAUCAGAACAAACAGAUUGGAAGUUAAAUACUACAAAAAACAAUUAUGAUGAUAUGAAUAAAUUAAUGAAUUACAUAAAAAUAGAAAAUGAAAAUAACAACAAUUUAAAAUUUUACGAAUUAUUACAACAACUUAAGAAUAAUAUGAAUGAAAAUAUAAAUUCGAAUUAUAUGAAUAAAAAAGAAAAUGUUUCCUUAUAUGAACUAAAUAUAAACUUAGAAAAUAAACUAAAAGAAAUAGAAAAAAAAUUAAUAAUUAAUACAAAUGAAAUUGAUUAUUUUAAGGCAAAUUCAAAAAAAGAAAUAGAAAACUUUAAAAAAAAGUUACAAGAAAAUCAUCAAUUGCUUCAUAAUAAAUUUAAAGAUUAUAUAAAGGCUAUUGAUACUAUUAAAAAAAAUAAUAAUAAAGAUGAUUUUAUAAAUGAUAUGGAAAAGAAAUUAAGCAAAAAUAAAAUAGAUAUAAAAAACGAUGUUGCUAAUAAAGUAGAGUAUGAAAAAAGAGAAUUGCUAGAAACAAUAAAUGAUUUGCAAAAAAAAAUAGACUGGAUAGAAACUAGAAUAUCUAAUAACAAAUUACUUAAAAAUGAAGUUAAUAAUUUAUCAGAAUCUAUGAAAAAUGAUAAAGAUGAAGAAGAAUAUGAAAAUGUUGACAAGGGUAUAAAGAAAGAAAAUGAAAAUCAAACAAAACAAGAAAAAAAAAAAUAUACAUUUUGGAAAUCCAAGGAAAUAAAUGUAAAAGACAUACAAAAAGAAUUAGAUGUAUUAAAAGAAAGUACAAAGAAAUCUAAUAUUUUUUUAGAUGAUAUAUUCCCUUCUUUUGAACAAAAAAUAUUGAAAUAUAUUGAGAAUAAAAUUAAAUACUAUUUAGAAAUAUAUAAGAAGGAUAUCUUAAAUGAAAUUACUGAAUCAAAAGUAAUAUAUAAUGAAGAGAAAUAUAAAUCAAUGGUAAUAAAACAAGAAAAAAUGCAAUCUGAAUUAUUAAAAACUAUUAAUAAUCAAAUAAAGGUGCAAAGCAAAAUUAUGAAAGAGGAUUUAAGUAAAUCUUUAGUAAGUAUUAUAGAAAAAAAGCAACUAAAAAAAUUCGAUGAAUAUAUUCCAAAUAUUAAUCAGGUAGAUAAUAGUUCACUAGAAGAUUUACAAAAAAAAGUAAAUGAAUUAUAUAAUGAAUUCAUAUUAGAUUAUAAUGAAAUCGAUUGGGCAUUAGAAUCAUUAGGUGCAAGAAUUGUCUAUAAAAUGACAAGUUCUCCUUUAAAUAAAAAUGAUUUGAUAGAAAAAUUUUUAAAUCAAAUUGCAUCUUUUCUGCCAUCAGAAGAAAUAUAUGGAAUGAUUAAACCAAUGGGUAAGGAUCCAUCUAUUAUAUUAAGACCAUCAAAUUUUCCAGGAGACUGUUUUUCUUUUAAUGGAGAUAAAGGAAAAAUAACUAUUCACUUACCAGCUACAAUUGAUGUAACAUCAAUUUCUAUUCAACACGUUCAUGAAAAUAUAAGUAAUAAUUCUAAUGCAACACCAAAAUAUUUUUCUGUUUACGGUGUUGUUGAUUUAAAUUGGCCUGAACAUUUUGAAUCUCAUAAUAUUAAUUAUAAUGAUUUUAAAAAUAGUUCUUUAUUCUCUUGUUUACAUUCUACUUAUGGGAAUAUACAUUCUAAAGAAAUUUUAGACAAAUGGAUAAAAAAUAAUAAAAAACCAAAUAUUAUACAUAUAGGGGAUUUUUAUUUUGAUAGAAAAAAAAGAAUAUCCAAUUAUCCUACUAAACAUUGCUUCCCCAUGAAAAGAAUAAUUUUUGAAUUUACUGAAAAUUAUGGUGCUCCGUAUACAUGUAUUUACAGAUUAAAAGUACAUGGUAAAAGAUGUAUAAGGAAAUUUAAAUAA